This is a messenger RNA of Salvelinus namaycush (lake trout), 2514 nucleotides long. RefSeq names its product receptor-type tyrosine-protein phosphatase epsilon-like. The transcript is spliced from 22 exons. Gene Ontology annotation, molecular function: protein tyrosine phosphatase activity. Gene Ontology annotation, biological process: protein dephosphorylation. The record is from RefSeq and is a predicted model, not a curated record. Lineage: Eukaryota; Metazoa; Chordata; Actinopteri; Salmoniformes; Salmonidae. The coding region runs from base 1 to 2514 and encodes 837 amino acids.
AUGAGAUGGAUUCGCCAAGACGGCCUGCUGUUUGUGAAGUGGAUGGAUACUAGAGAGGUUGUCAUGUGUUCCAGUAUUCACAAGUCCUUCAGUGGAGAUCAUGUAAUCAGACGUGUAAAGGAUGGUUCUGGGUCAUGGACCACUAAAAAUGUCCCCAUUCCUUUAGCUAUCAAGGACUACAACAAGAGCAUGGGAGGUGUGGACCUGUCAGAUGCACUGAUUGGCUACUACAAUGUGCUCCACAAGACAAUGAAGUGGUGGUAUGUGUUUAUGGAGAUCACUGAGCUCGAGACGACUUUUAAACUGUGUAAUGACCUGAAACUUGGAAGUCCCCUGAAACCCAGCCCACUGGACCUUAGCUACAGGAACAAAAACCCCAAGGGCCCAGUCAGGAAGAGAAUCAGACUUUCAGGUUGCUAUGGACUAUUGGAUCAACUCCUGAAUCCUGUCAGCUCUGCUUGGAACUUCACAAUGGUGUUGUUUCUGACUGCAACUAUAAUAACCUUGAAUAACUCCUCUCAUGAGAACCAGACUACAGAAAACCCCACCCCCCAGGGUGCCCAUGUACUUUCCUCUAUGCUGGUCAUCUCUCUUCUUCUCAUCAUCAUCGUUCUCCCGACAGUAUACUUCCUAAGGUUUAGAAACCACAGGAAGGCUCUUGUCACCUCAGUUGAUAAGAAGAUUCCAAAUGGCUUCUUGGAAGAUCAAGGAGAGCAGACAGUGGUCCUCCUCCCACGAUCCCCAUCUCCAUCCAAGCGUUACUUCCCCAUCCCCCUGGACUCGCUAGAAGACCAGUUCCGGAUAUGCUCGGCAGACGACUGCAAGCUUUUCAGAGAGGAGUUCAAUUCACUGCCCUGUGGCUACCAGCACAGCUCCUUUGAGGAGGCUAGCAGGGUGAUCAACAGGGACAAGAACAGAUAUCCAAACAUCCUACCAUAUGACCAUUCCAGAGUGUUGUUAACUCAAAUCGAUGGUUAUUCUUGUACGGACUACAUAAAUGCCUCAUACAUAGAUGGUUAUAAAGAGAAGAACAAAUUCAUUGCAGCUCAAGGCCCAAUGCACGACACUGUGGCAGACUUUUGGCGGAUGGUCUGGGAACAGAAGACUGCUACUAUAGUGAUGCUCACUAACCUGAAAGAGAGAAAAGAGGAUAAGUGUUACCAGUACUGGCCAGACCAGGGCUGUUGGAUGUAUGGGAACGUGAGGGUGGCAGCAGAGGACUUUACUGUACUGGUGGACUACACCAUGCGCAAGUUCUGUGUACAAUAUCAGGGGAGUGACGGCCCCAGGGGCCCCUGCAUGGUCACCCAGCUCCACUUCACCAACUGGCCAGAUUUUGGGGUGCCCUUCUCCCCCAUCGGCAUGCUCAAGUUCCUGAAGAAGGUGAAGACGGUCAACCCGUCCUAUGCAGGACCCAUCGUGGUGCACUGCAGUGCUGGCGUAGGAAGGACUGGAACGUUUAUCGUCAUAGACGCCAUGAUUGACAUGAUGCAUGUAGAGCAGAGGCUGGAUGUCUUUGGGUUUGUGACCAGAAUACGGGAGCAGCGCUCUCAACUCGUCCAGACUGAUAUGCAGUACUCAUUCAUCUAUCAGGCUCUGUUGGAGUAUUAUCUGUAUGGUGACACAGAGCUGGAUGUGUCCUCUCUGGAAGGUCACCUGCAGAAGCUCCACAAUACCAGAGCACCCCUCGAAAGGCUGGGCCUAGAAGAAGAGUUCAGGAAACUGACCAAUGUACGCAUAAUGAAGGAGAACAUGAGGACCGGAAACCUUCCUGCCAACAUGAAGAAGAACCGUGUUCUUCAGAUCAUUCCAUAUGACUUCAACCGGGUUAUAUUGUCAAUGAAAAGGGGCCAAGAGUUCACGGACUACAUCAAUGCAUCAUUUAUUGAUGGCUACAGACAGAAGGACUACUUCAUCGCUACCCAAGGUCCUCUGUCCCACACGGUGGAGGACUUCUGGAGGAUGGUGUGGGAGUACAGGUGUCACUCUAUUGUCAUGCUCACUGAACUCAAGGAGAGGGAACAGGACAAAUGUUUCCAGUACUGGCCAGCAGAGGGCACUGCGACAUUUGGAGACUAUACUUUGGAGCUGAAGGGGGAUGCCCUAUGUGACACUUUCACUCUGAAGGACAUGGUGCUCACAUAUGGACCAGAAAAACAGUCAAGGCACGUCAGACACUUUCAUUUCCACGGCUGGCCUGAGAUCGGAAUACCGGCAGAGGAAAAGGGAAUGAUCGACAUCAUUGCUUCAGUGCAGAGACAGCAACAGCAGUCUGGAAACCACCCUAUCAUAGUACAUUGCAGUGCUGGUGCGGGUCGGACUGGGACAUUCAUCGCCCUGAGUAAUAUUCUGGAGCGGGUGAAAGCCGAGGGCCUACUGGACGUGUUUCAGACAGUCAAGAGCUUACGCAUGAAGAGACCACACAUGGUUCAGACUGUGGAACAAUAUGACUUCUGCUACAGAGUGGUUCAAGAUUUUGUUGACAUUUUCUCAGACUAUGCCAAUUUCAAAUGA